AUGCAGCUAAGGCUAGUGACUAUGGAGGAAGGGAAAGAACCCACUAUCAACUCGAUCAGAAUCACAAAUCAAUCUAGGGGUUCUCCUAUGAGAUUACUAGGAUUCAUGUUGCUGUUUAUAGGCAUUGGUGUCAGCUUUUCGAUCAUAAAUAUGUUUAAGAUCCGAUAUUUAGGCAUCCAGAAUAUUGUUCCAGGAGCACACACCUUGAUACAGUCUUGUUUUCAUGAACCCAGAAGUUUACAGGAUUGGAUUAAGCCUCCAUUAACUUAUAUGCACACAUUGGAUGAUAGUGAGUUGUUAUGGAGAGCUUCAUAUGUUCCUCAAAUUAAAGAAUACCCUUUUAAGAGAUCUCCUAAGAUUGCAUUCAUGUUCUUGACAAGAGGACCUUUGCCAUUGUCACCACUCUGGGAGAGAUUUUUCAAAGGAAAUGAGGAAUUUUAUACCAUUUAUGUUCAUACCACGCCUUCAUAUCGUGCAAACUUUUCUACCUCUUCCGUCUUCUAUCGAAAGCAAAUUCCUAGCCAGGUAGUGGAAUGGGGAAUGAUGAGCAUGUGUGAUGCCGAAAGAAGACUUAUAGCCAACGCAUUGCUAGAUAUCUCAAACGAGUGGUUUGUACUCUUAUCAGAAGCCUGCAUACCUCUUCAGAACUUCAGAACUGUCUAUCGUUACAUAUCAAGAUCCAAGUUCAGCUUCAUGGGUGCGUUUGAUGAACCUGGCCCCUAUGGUAGAGGUCGAUAUGAUGAUAAAAUGUUACCAGAGGUCCAUAUCGACCAAUGGCGAAAAGGGUCUCAGUGGUUUGAAGCUAAUAGGAAACUAGCAGUCGAUAUCAUAAAAGACAACACGUAUUAUCACAAAUUCGAACGUUUCUGCAAACCAGAUUGUUAUGUUGAUGAGCAUUAUUUCCCAACAAUGCUCACCAUUCAGUCUCCACAUUUGUUGGCCAAUAGGACACUUACGUAUGUAGAUUGGUCAAGAGGAGGUGCUCAUCCAGCUACAUUUGGAAAAGAUGAUAUCACAAAGGAAUUUAUCAAGAAAAUUCAGCAAGGUCAUACAUGUGUUUACAAUAAUCAGCCAACUACAGCAUGCCACCUUUUUGCAAGAAAGUUUGCUCCUAAUGCAUUGGAUCCACUUCUACAGAACUCUACAGAAUUUUUUGGCUACUGA
This is a messenger RNA of Cynara cardunculus var. scolymus (artichoke), 1164 nucleotides long. RefSeq lists its product as uncharacterized. Bases 1 to 1164 code for a protein of 387 amino acids. Gene Ontology annotation, cellular component: membrane. The record is from RefSeq and is a predicted model, not a curated record. Gene Ontology annotation, molecular function: glycosyltransferase activity. NCBI's taxonomy places the organism in Eukaryota, Viridiplantae, Streptophyta, Magnoliopsida, Asterales, Asteraceae. The transcript is spliced from 2 exons.